CUGUUUUUCUUUAAUAAAUAGUAUAAAUUUUUGGCGUAAAACACAAUGCUGUUAAAUUGCACGCGUUUGACACACGGCUGCACAAGUCUACGCGUCUCAAAGAUACGACGCGCCGUGACAGCAGAAAACUUUAACAUACGUUUCGGUUCAGGAUCAGGUUCAUAUAACAGCCACUUACAGCGGUUACAGACACUUCUGCGACCAUUGAAUGAGCCACAGGCGUUGCAACUGCUGCGACACCACUGCACGGUUGCGCGCCGUUUACCGGCAACACAAAAACAGCAGCUUCUGGGUGCAAGGUGGAUGUGGGUAUCGCGCGUACAUUCAAGCAUACGGCGGGGCCUGGCACAGCACAGCAAGCGGGAGCCGAACGCACAUAAUGUUGAGAUAUCGCCCGUAAAAAUGCCAAAGUCGGAGUAUGCACGGUUGCUGAGCUUGGCCAAAUCGGAAAAGUACGUGCUACUAGCUGGAAUUGGCUGCCUAAUUGUAUCCUCGGCCAUUACCAUGUCCGUGCCCUUCGUUUUGGGAAAGGUUAUCGAUGUGGUGUUUAAUAAGUCGGGAUUGGAUAGCGCGGCUCUCGCGAGUCUGCGUGAAUACUCUUUUAUGCUCUUCUGGGUGUUCGUACUGGGCGGUGUUAUGAACUUUUCACGUGUCUAUCUCUUUAGCUCGGCAGCUCUGCGCAUGGUGCGGGAAUUGCGAUCUCGCGUUUAUCGCUCAAUGUUGAUGCAGGAGGUGGGCUGGUUCGAUACCAAGGGCUCUGGCGAACUGAUAAACCGUCUAAGCAAUGAUACCUUCAUGGUGGGCAGAUCGCUGAGUCAGAACGUGUCCGAUGGGUUGCGCUCAUUGGCAAUGAUUGGCGUUGGCACCGGCAUGAUGAUCUACACGUCGCCACAGCUGGCAUUGGUCAGUGCGUUGGUUGUGCCCGCUAUGGCGGGCAUUGCCAUUGUUUAUGGACGCGCAGUAAGGCGCAUCACGAGGUCAGAGCUAGACAAAUACGCAGAGAUAAUGAAGUACGCGGAGGAGCGAUUUGGCAAUGUGAAGACGGUCAAGACCUUUUGCCGUGAGCAGCAGGAGUGCGAAACAUUUGAUCGCAAGCUGGACGAGGCUCUUGAAAUUGGCUACAAAGAAGUGCGAGCGAAGUCCAUAUUUUUUGGCCUGACGGGCUUCUCGGGAAACUUCAUCAUCAUAUCAGUGUUAUAUUAUGGCGGUACUCUGGUGCUAGCCGAUGCGCUUACAAUUGGUGCACUGGCGUCGUUCAUGAUCUAUGCCGGCUACGUGUCCAUCUCAAUGAACGGCCUCUCCAAUUUCUACAGCGAGCUUAACAAGGGCGUGGGCGCAGGAAUGCGCAUUUGGGAGAUAUUGGACCGCAAGUAUACGAUACCCAUCGACCAGGGCCUGGUGCCUCAGAAGAAACCUAUCGGCGAGGUUGUUUUCCAAGCAGUGGACUUCAAUUUUCCCUCCCGACCGGACUCCAAGGUGCUUUCGGAGUUCUCCCUCACACUGCUACCGGGUCAAACGACGGCCGUAGUGGGACGAUCUGGUUCGGGUAAAACGACCAUAGCGUCUUUGCUGCUACGCCUUUAUGAUCCGCAGGGCGGUAGUGUGCUCCUCGAUGGCGUUGAUCUGCGCACCCUAAAUCCUCAAUGGCUGCGCAGCAAUGUCGGCGCAGUCACCCAGGAACCAGUGCUGUUCUCGGGCAGCAUACGCGAAAACAUUCUGUACGGCCUCAAUCAGGGCGAGCAAGUGAGUGAGGAGCUCUUGCAGCAGGUGGUGCGAGAGGCGCACGUAGACGAAUUCACUAGUCAUCUUCCCGAUGGUUUGGAAACGCUUGUCGGUCAACGUGGCAUGAUGUUGAGUGGAGGUCAAAAACAACGGGUAGCCAUCGCACGUGCCCUGAUCAAGAACCCUAUCAUUCUCAUACUGGACGAAGCGACGAGCGCCUUGGACUCCGUCUCUGAGGAGUUGGUGCAAAGAGCUCUGGACCAGCUGGUCCAAGGACGCACUGUACUGACCAUUGCACAUAGAUUAAGCACCAUACGGAAUGCAGACAAGAUUGCCGUGCUGGAGAACGGCCAGAUUGUCGAGCAGGGCAGCUACGAUGAGCUGAUGGGCAACAGAGAUGGCGCUUUUCGGGAGCUGGUCUCAAAACAGGCCUUUGGCGCAAAUAGGUCUUGAUAUACCUCAAUCCUAUGCUAAAUGCGGUGUUGGAUUUUAUUCAUUUAAGGCUAGUUGUGAUUAUUUAUAUUGUACUUGGAGCACCAGUACAGAAGGCAUCGUGUGUUUUAUGUGUUCAAAAAUCAAUAAAAUUGAUCAUGUUAAGAAUA
Messenger RNA from Scaptodrosophila lebanonensis, 2324 nucleotides. RefSeq names its product ATP-binding cassette sub-family B member 10, mitochondrial. Gene Ontology annotation, molecular function: ABC-type oligopeptide transporter activity; ATP hydrolysis activity; ATP binding. The coding region runs from base 46 to 2175 and encodes 709 amino acids. Gene Ontology annotation, cellular component: membrane. Lineage: Eukaryota; Metazoa; Arthropoda; Insecta; Diptera; Drosophilidae. Gene Ontology annotation, biological process: transmembrane transport. The transcript has 6 exons. The record is from RefSeq and is a predicted model, not a curated record.